AUGACCGAUCGUCAGCGGGUUCCUUAUCAGACUCCGCCGGCUCGUCCGCGUAGAUCUCCUCCACGCAGAGACCCUGAUAUAUCUCUACCUGGGGGAGGCUCCUCUAGGACUUCACAUGCAGAUCCUCGUGCUCAAAGGGUCUCAUCUUCUUCUGGUCAGAAGGCUUCGUCUACCAAGAAAGGAGAUCCACCGAAGGUUCCUCCUGGCUCUAGGUAUGCGGUUAGCCUCACCUCUUAUCGUUUGCGUGACGAUUGUAGGGGUAUGCAGGCUCCUCCUCCUCGUAAUGAAGCGUUGGAUGUUCCGCCUCUUCGUUCUAUGGAUCCACCUUCAAUGCCCCAACAGAAGCCUCUGCCUCCUCCUCCUGCGGUCCCUUCCAAAGGGAAAUCCUCCAAGGGUACUGUGUCGAAGGUUGAUCCACCCAAGAGUCUUCCUUCCAAAAGGAAGGCUUCAGACUUGAGUCCUCCGAAGAAUCCUACGCCAGAUCCCGCUAACGAGGAAGACGCUGCCCCAGUAAUACGAAGCGUCUCAGUUGGCAUGGAUUUUCCUUAUGACCUCAACGUUGUUGAUGGAGACGUUGUUGUUGGAGACGAGGAGGAGAGUUCCGGUGCUACCCUUUCCUCGAAGAGUACUGCAACUGCCAAGGUGACGAAGAAGAAGAAGAUUGGUCCUAAGCAAUCUUCUACUGUUGUAGCUGAUGAGACUGAGGUCCAUGAGGAGGUCACCAGCCCCGUGAACGAAGAAUUUGCCGAGGAUGAAGAAAUGUCUGAUGGGGAGGAACGCACUGAUACUACCGCUGGUGGCACCGGUGAUGAAGAACUUUCCCCUGGUGGCGACAACACUGGUGGUCCUCUUCCCGCCGUCUCCCAAGAGUUCUCCUUUGGUAGAAUUUAUUCCGUGGGGGAAACUUUUGAUGUGAAUGCUGCCAUGGGUCUUGCUUCAGAGUUCUCAUGGAUUUCCCCAAAUGAUGAUUGA
Papaver somniferum (opium poppy) is the source of this 972-nucleotide messenger RNA. RefSeq names its product wiskott-Aldrich syndrome protein homolog 1-like. The transcript is spliced from 3 exons. NCBI's taxonomy places the organism in Eukaryota, Viridiplantae, Streptophyta, Magnoliopsida, Ranunculales, Papaveraceae. The record is from RefSeq and is a predicted model, not a curated record. Bases 1 to 972 code for a protein of 323 amino acids.